Messenger RNA from Planococcus citri (citrus mealybug), 3146 nucleotides. RefSeq names its product nose resistant to fluoxetine protein 6-like. Bases 498 to 2756 code for a protein of 752 amino acids. Gene Ontology annotation, molecular function: acyltransferase activity, transferring groups other than amino-acyl groups. Lineage: Eukaryota; Metazoa; Arthropoda; Insecta; Hemiptera; Pseudococcidae. The record is from RefSeq and is a predicted model, not a curated record. The transcript has 14 exons.
AAACCUGUCGUUGACCGUGGCCUAGUCACUAUGCUAAAACUGGUUUGAAACGUGCACCGUCCACAAACCAUGUAAUAUCGACGUAAAUUCAUUCAUUACAGAUUUCGUGGGUGAAUGCGACAAUGUUAUCAGCAAUUGGAAUACCUACCACUCAUUAACCCUUUCUUUUUGUAGUGUGUUGCCGGUUGAAGAACAAUUAAUCCAUAGGGCGCCGUACGUGCGAAUACUCUCAUUGCGAUCAUUUCGCGAUUUUUUAAUACUUUUCAAUUCAUUUUUUUUGCUAAAGCAUCAAAUGCAAUUUUUUUCCUUUAUUUCUUUGCGUACUUGCGGGGUUAUUUUUUAGUGGCAUCUGAAAUGUUAAAAUUACGACCGUCUCGCGUUAAUUUAAUCGAUGUUAUUAUAACGCGUCCUGUGAAUUUUAAUCAGAAAUGUGCUUUGAAAACGUGAUAAGAGUGAUAAAGUGAUACAAUUGUUAAUUAAAUUAUCAAAUCGGAAAUAUGUUUUGCCAUUAUUUUUUCCACGUUACCGUAUUCUACUGGUUGGCAUUUUAUUCAACGGCCGGUGCAAAUUCCGGAAUCAACAUCACCAUCCCGACUCCGUUAUAUUAUGAAGCUCUCAGAGCCAAAGACAUACAUUUUGAAGAUCGGCCGAAUCUCACACGAUACAACGAAUCAAAGGCUGGAAAACAAUUGUAUUGGAGAGAACACAUCUUUACUCCGAAGCUGCACCUAAAUCAAUUUUUAGCUGCGAUUCCAUCUUUUGAAGAAUCACUUCCAGUGAACAGUUCAAAUCAAUUAUGCGCAAAACAUAGCCGAUUUGUUUUGAAGAAUGCUGAAAAUAUGGAAAUAUGGGCUUUGAAAAUGCUGGACUCCAGUGGAAAACUAUCACCGAGUUUAUUACAAGGAAAUGUAAACCAGCUAGGUGAUUUCGAUCAGUGCCUAAGUGUGCAAGAAUAUUUUGAAAAUGAGAGAAACGUUGCCGAAGAAAUAAAUGGAAAAUAUUGCCUAGUUUCCAUCGAUCUCCAGUUACCACACUCAAUGCAAAGUAUCGAUAGGCUAAUACAUUCUCAUUACGUCAUCAAAAGCAAACUCAGCGACCCAGGUCAUAGGAUUCCGAAAUUUGCCAGCAUGUAUUGGGCCUUAUGUGUGCCUCACACGUGUUCCCACCAAGAUGUCAAAGAAGCAGUCAUUUCUCAACUUAAAAAGUUACAAAUAUCCGGAUUGAAGAAAGACGUAUCUUUGGAAGAUUUCAUGUGUCAAACCAAAAAUGAAAAGAAAAUAUUCACUUUUGGAACUGUGAUUAGUGGUUUAGCAUUUGGAGCAAUCAUCGGUGUAGUUAUUUUUUCUACUUUUCAAGAAUUUAAUCAAUGUGCAAAAGUUGCCCAAUGUGAUCAAACUACAGGUUCCAAUAAAAAUAAUUGGUGGACCAUAAUUUUAGAGUCAUUUUCAUUGAAAAAAAAUGUCAAGUCAUUAUUUAAUUUGAAUGCUUCUGCUGAUGAAGUUACUUGUCUUCAUGGAAUAAGAACCUUGAAUGCAUUAGCAUUACUUCUUUCUCAUAAAUGUAUGCAACUUUUAUUCUACCCUUAUGUUAAUAGAACGCAAAUGACAGAAGUAAUUAGUUAUCCGUAUUCAAUGUUGGCUCGAUCAGCUAUCGUUUAUACAGAUUCAUUUAUACUGAUAAGUGGCUGCUUGGCUGCUCAAUGUUUCCUAAAAAAUUUUGACCGGAAGGAUGGACGCAUACUUCGUCACUAUUUUAAUCGUUUUUUAAGGUUGACGCCCAAUCUGAUGGCUAUAAUUUUAUUUUGUACUUUUAUAUUACCAAUCACAAAUUCCGGUCCUUUUUGGAACGUAGUUAUAUCACGACACGCUGACCUUUGCAAAAAAUAUUGGUGGCGAAAUUUCCUCUACGUUCAUAAUUAUUACGGAUUCGAAGAAAUGUGUCUCACGCAUACACAUCAGCUCGGAAUUGAUAUGCAACUGUAUUUAUUCUCUCCAGUUCUUAUAUAUUUAUUAUGGCGUUUGCCAAUGAUAGGAAUGAUUGUUUCCACAAUUCUGGCAAUUGUUUCAACUUACUUACGUUAUUACGUCACAUUUCAAAACAAUCUAAGUCCAAUUAUUUAUUACGGAGUUUCAGUGUCACAAUUAUUCAGCACUGCGAGUUUAUCUUAUAUAUUACCAACUCACAGAGCAACUUCUUACAUUAUGGGGAUAUUCCUCGGUUACUACCUUCAUUAUCGUUCAUCAAUUCCUGUGAAGUUCAGUAAAGCUCAAAUUCGAAUAGGAAAUUUCUUUUUUUCAACAUGCGGCUUUUUAGCUAUGUUUGGAACAUAUUGGAUGUCCAAUAGAAAUUACAAAUAUAGUGCUACAGAAGCUGCUAUGUACAUGGCAUUUUCUCCUAUUGUUUGGUGUUCGGCGCUUAUAUGGGGAAUCAUCAUCAAUGUACACGGAUACACAAGUUUCAUUGGAGAAUUUUUCAAUUGGUCCGGUUUUAGAAUAUUCACAAGAAUAGCAUAUGCCAUAUAUCUUAUUCAAUUCCCCGUAUACUUUUACAACGUUGGAACUACAAAAUCAGCAACGUAUUUCACUACUCAAAUAUUGUUCAACAUUGAAGAAUAUACCAUCAUAUUUCUACUAUCCAUCAUUUUAACAUUGUUAUUCGAUCUACCAUUUCAAAACAUAAGUCAAGUAUUAAAACGUGAUACUAAUAAACAUUCGGUAGAACAGAAGAAAACAAAAUUACUAGGAAAAAUCGAAUAAACAACUCCGAAUAGGGAAUAGGAUUAUACCCUGAAACUGAGAAACCACCGAAACAAAUGAAGAGACACAUCAACUAAUUUUCCAGUUAUAUUUACGAAGAGUUUUCAAGAAUUGGUAUCAGUUUUUUAUUUUUUUUAUUCCAACAUGUUUUGUAUUUUAAAGUUAUAGGUGAGAUCUCGCUUAGUUCAAAAGAUGAGAAAAAUACAAUUUUUUUAUAUGAAAAAUCAGAGUUUUUUAAGGGACGGGAAAUUAUUUUAAAGCGGUUAUGAUUAAACUAGUUCGAUGUACAAUUGAAAAUGGGCCUGAAAUUGUUUUCAGGUCGCGAGAUCUCAUCUUGGUUGAGUGAAUUAAAAAUGAAUUAUUUUUGCAAUUAAAUUUGUUUGUUUGUUA